Molecule: messenger RNA, 3395 nt
Organism: Castor canadensis (American beaver)
Lineage: Eukaryota; Metazoa; Chordata; Mammalia; Rodentia; Castoridae
Gene: Itga8
Product: integrin subunit alpha 8
Biological process (GO): cell-cell adhesion; cell adhesion mediated by integrin; cell-matrix adhesion
Cellular component (GO): external side of plasma membrane; integrin complex
Molecular function (GO): integrin binding
Source: RefSeq, a predicted model, not a curated record
AUGUCUGCCGGGGUCCCCUGCGGACCCCCGGGGAGCCGGGCACGUAGGCUCGCACCCCUCUGGUGCUUCUCGGCGGUGCUGGGGAUGCUGUGGUCCCCUCCCUCGCUGGCGUUCAACUUGGACACGGACAAGCUCACGGUGUACAGCGGCCCGGAGGGCAGCUACUUUGGCUACGCGGUGGAUUUCCACGUACCUGACGCUGGCACAGCGAGUGUCUUGGUGGGGGCGCCCAAAGCCAACACCAGCCAACCGGACAUCGUGGAAGGGGGGGCCGUCUAUUACUGUCCCUGGCCGGCGGAGGGGUCCGCACAGUGCAAGCAGAUACCAUUUGACACCACCAACAACAGGAAGAUCAGAGUUAAUGGAACUAAGGAACCUAUAGAGUAUAAAUCAAACCAAUGGUUUGGAGCAACAGUAAAAGCUCACAAAGGAAAAGUCGUGGCUUGUGCUCCUCUGUAUCACUGGAGAACUCUAAAACCAACACCAGAAAAGGACCCAGUUGGCACUUGCUAUGUAGCAAUUCAAAAUUUCAGUGCAUAUGCUGAGUAUUCUCCUUGUAGGAACAGCAAUGCCGAUCCUGAAGGCCAGGGUUACUGCCAAGCAGGAUUUAGUCUGGAUUUUUACAAGAAUGGAGACCUUAUAGUAGGAGGACCUGGGAGUUUUUACUGGCAAGGUCAGGUGAUCACCACCAGUAUUGCAGACAUCAUUGCAAAUUAUUCAUUCAAAGAUAUUCUAAGGAAACUGGCUGGAGAAAAGCAGACAGAAGUGGCUCCAGCUUCCUACGAUGAUAGCUACCUUGGAUAUUCAGUUGCUGCUGGAGAAUUCACUGGAGACUCUCAGCAAGAAUUGGUUGCUGGAGUUCCAAGAGGAGCACAGAAUUUUGGAUAUGUCUCAAUCAUUAAUUCUUCAGAUAUGACUUUUAUUCAGAAUUUCACUGGUGAACAGAUGGCAUCUUAUUUUGGAUAUACUGUUGCAGUAUCAGAUAUUAACAAUGAUGGAAUGGAUGACAUAUUGAUUGGGGCACCUCUCUUUAUGGAACGUGAAUUUGAAAGUAACCCUAGGGAAGUAGGGCAAGUCUACCUGUAUUUGCAAGUGAGCUCCCUCCUCUUCCAAGACCCACAGGUCCUCACAGGCUCUGAGACUUUUGGAAGAUUUGGCACUGCCGUGGCGCACUUAGGGGACCUGAACCAAGAUGGAUACAAUGACAUCGCCAUUGGUGUGCCCUUUGCAGGCAAGGAUCAAAGAGGCAAAGUGCUCAUUUACAAUGGGGACCAGAAUGGCUUACACAGAAAACCUUCCCAAGUUCUGCAGGGAGUGUGGACCUCACAGACUGUCCCUUCUGGAUUUGGCUUUUCUUUAAGAGGAGAUGCAGAUGUAGACAAGAAUGAUUACCCAGAUUUACUUGUGGGAGCAUUUGGCAUGGGAAAAGUAGCUGUUUACAGAGCAAGACCGGUUGUGACUGUGGAUGCCCAACUUCUGCUUCACCCAAUGAUUAUCAAUCUUGAAAAUAAAACUUGCCAGAUUUCAGAAUCUGGGACACUUGUGGCUUGCUUUUCUUUGAGAGUGUGUGCAUCUGUAUCAGGCCAGAGCAUUUCAAACACAAUAGCCCUGAUAGCUGAGGUGCAAUUAGAUUCCCUGAAACAAAAAGGAGCCAUUAAACGAACCCUCUUCCUCCACAAUCAUGAGUCCCAUCUCAUCUUCCCUCUCGUGAUAAAGCAGCAGAAAUCCCUCCACUGCCAGAAUUUUACCAUUUACCUUCGAGAUGAAACUGAAUUCCGAGAUAAAUUAUCUCCAAUCAGCAUUAGUUUGAAUUACAGUUUGGAUGAAUCAACCUUUAAGGAAGGCCUGGAAGUGAAACCAAUAUUGAACCACUACAAAGACAAUGCUAUUACUGAACAGGCUCACAUCCUGGUAGACUGUGGAGAAGACAGUCUGUGUGUUCCUGACCUGAAGCUAUCAGCUAGACCAGAUAAGCAUCAGAUAAUCAUUGGAGAUGAGAAUCACCUUAUGCUUACAAUAAAUGCGAGAAAUGAAGGGGAAGGAGCCUAUGAAGCAGAACUCUUGGUCGUGAUACCAGAAGAGGCAGAUUACAUUGGGAUUGAACGCAGCAGCAGCAAGGGAUUGCGACCAUUGAGCUGUGAGUACAAGAUGGAAAAUGUGACGAGAAUGGUGGUGUGUGACCUCGGGAACCCUAUGGUGGCUGGAACGAAUUAUUCUCUGGGCCUCCGAUUUGCAGUUCCACGUCUGGAGGAAACAAACAUGAGCAUCAACUUUGAGCUCCAGAUCAGAAGUUCCAACAAGGACAAUCCAAACAGCAAUGUUGUGAGUUUGAAAAUCAACAUCACUGCCGUAGCUCAAGUAGAAAUAAGAGGAGUAUCCCACCCUCCCCAGAUCGUUCUGCCCAUUCAUAACUGGCAAGCAGAAGAAGAACCUCGCAAAGAAGAGGAAGUUGGACCCUUGGUGGGGCAUAUUUAUGAGCUUCACAAUAUCGGACCAAGCGCCAUCAAUGACACCAUCCUGGAAGUGGGCUGGCCAUUCUCUGCACGGAAUGAGUUUCUACUCUAUAUUUUUCAUAUUCAAACUCUGGGACCUCUGCGGUGUCAAACAAAUCCUGAUAUCAACCCACAGGAUAUAAAGCCUGCUGCCUCUCUGGAAGACACUCCAGAGCUCAGUGCCUUUUUGCGAAACUCCACCAUUCCUCAUCUCAUUCGGAAGCGGGAUGCACCUGUGGUCCAACUCCACAGACAGAGCCCUGCAAAGAUAUUGAAUUGCACAAAUAUCGAGUGUUUACAAAUCUCUUGUACAGUGGGACGACUAGGAGGAGGAGAAAGUGCAGUUUUGAAAAUCAGAUCUCGACUCUGGGCCCACACAUUCCUCCAGAGGAAAAAUGAUCCCUAUGCUCUUGCAUCCCUGGUGUCCUUUGAAGUUAAAAAGAUGCCUUAUAAGGAUCAGCCAGCAAAACUCCCAGAAGGAAGCAUAGCUAUUAAGACGUCAGUUAUUUGGGCUACUCCAAAUGUUUCCUUCUCGAUUCCAUUAUGGGUCAUAAUCCUAGCCAUACUGCUUGGAUUAUUGGUUCUGGCCAUCUUAACCUUGGCUUUGUGGAAGUGUGGAUUCUUUGACAGAGCAAGACCUCCCCAGGAUGAAAUGGCUGACAAGGAGCAGCUGACCAGUGACAAGACCCCUGAGGCAUGACAGGAAAAAAAUAAAGAGCAAAAAUUUAAACACUGGUGCUGUUCAAAGAAAAGAAAGAACAUAAGAGCUAAAUCAUAAAGGCUUUCCUGUACCUGCCAGUGACCUAGGGAAUGGAAUGAUCACCUCAUCUACUCCAUCUUUUGAGGAUGUUGCCAUGAAGUCUGGAGAACUCUGGUAGAAGGAGACCCCAACACUGUGGAAAC